Messenger RNA from Aspergillus neoniger CBS 115656, 1153 nucleotides. RefSeq names its product 2-oxo-4-hydroxy-4-carboxy-5-ureidoimidazoline decarboxylase. NCBI's taxonomy places the organism in Eukaryota, Fungi, Ascomycota, Eurotiomycetes, Eurotiales, Aspergillaceae. The transcript is spliced from 3 exons. Bases 361 to 924 code for a protein of 187 amino acids. The record is from RefSeq and is a predicted model, not a curated record.
AAGCUCAAGCUCAAGCUCUAGCUUCACAGCUCAUGUCCGUGCACAUUCAGUCCCAGUCCAAAUUUCUGUGAAAAUAGUGAUCCCUCGUUGCAAUUGAGAUUAGUCUCAUCCGCAAUGUGAUGGGGGUAUGGGGGUGGUUGAAACUGUCCGCAUCUGGAGGUCUCCGUCCCGCUGCCUCUUCAUCGCUCGGAGGCUGCCGAUGCGGGGACUCAUUGCAGCAGCAUAUAUCCAACUACCCCCCACUUUAACCAUCACCGCUGCUUUUUCAAACAAACGGAAAUUGAUCAAUUUACUUUUACUCGAAAACAUCAGCUUCAGCUCAUAGUCCUCGUCAAUUAAUCUCCUCCCCUCCCCACCAUCAUGUCCUCCGAUCUCCCCGCUCCGUCGUCCAUUACAUCACUCCCGCAGGAGCAGCAAUUCCGCGUCCUGGAUACCCUGUUCGAGUCGUCGCCGGAGCUGCACACCCUCAUGGCUCCCGUUCUCGCAAACCAGACAUUUUCAUCCUAUGCCACUCUGAUUGAUGCGGUUGGCGGUCGCAUGUCUGCCCUGUCUGCUGCCAACUCGUCGAAAGAUCGCGAUAUCCUGGUGGGAAUUCUGGGAUCGCAUCCCCGCCUGGGACAGCCCAAGGGAGCCCCGACGGAGCACCUGAGUGAACUGAGCAAGAAGGAACAAGCAAACCUGAACACGGGAGCAGAGGAACAAGCGGAGAAGCUGAAGCGUAUGAAUGCGGAAUAUGAGGAGAAGUUCCCUGGCUUGCGAUUUGUUACUUUUGUCAACGGCCGCAACAGGGAUGUCAUCAUGAAAGAGAUGCGGGCACGGAUCGACCGGGGUGACGCCGAUCGCGAAGUGGAGGAGAUCAUACAGGCAAUGUGCGAUAUUGCAAAGGACCGGGCGCGGAAAUUGGAGCAGUCUGCUAAGAUAUAGUCCACUCAUGCGAGCAUAUCAAAUAACAACAAUGAAUACCCUUGGACUUCGGCAGACGCCGAUAUAUCUCCUUGCCAAAGCCGCUGCUUUGCAAAGUACAAUAUCCAUCUAAAUGAUUCCUCAGCGGAGCUCUCUAUCUCCGACGGGAGACAAUGGCGGUAAUCUGCAUGGCAAUUGGUGAUUCCGUUAGUAUAAAGGUGGCUGACUAGUGCCGGCGACUUAUGGGAAG